AACUGACACUCCAGGUCCCCAGCGAGCACCGACGAAGUCUAUAGAAAGCAACAGCGUCAAUGAUCUACCCUGAGAACUAAUAUUAGCAUUUUUUCUUCUCUACACAGGAUUAACUUGCUUGCUAGAUAGGCCGUCCUGGAAAUCCUGACAACCGUCGUGUUGGCUGUACCCGGGCGUAGAGGUUCUAUCUUGAGAAAUUGAGAGAGGAAGGAAAUGUUCAACUGUGAUCCUUAUCGUAAAGGUAGGUAGAUGAGAAAAAGAGAAAGAAAGUCUAUAUAAAGAGAUGAUAGAACUGCUCUUGGUUUCUUCUUCAUCAUCAUUCAAUCAGACACCAUCUUCACGAAGCCUUUUCCUUGUUAACCUCCCAAUCAAAUUUCAUACAUCUAUCAACAUGCGUUUCUCUACAUCAAUUCUCCUUGCCAUCUUCUCUAUCGCCAGCCUCGCGGCUGCAGACCCCCAGAACCUCAACAAUGGCCUCGCCGAGCGCGAUUCCGGCUUCGCUGAUGCCAUCGAAGCACGGGAGCCCAUGGAAGAGGUCUCCGAUCUCAUGACUCGAAACUUGGGCAAACCCGGCCGUCUCUGCCCUGGAGAGAAAGCCACGGGAACGGAUGAACACGGCUUCGCGUGCGUUCUCGGACCACACAAGACAUGCAAAUCAGCCAGCCAGAAAUGUGCAAGCGGCGCGUUCAAAGCCAUGGCUGAAAAAGCCUUAGCUGCGGUGAAGAAAGGGGCGCCAGCGCCAAAGAAGGCACCAAAUCAUAGCAGAGAUUUUUCAAACCCUCUGUUGAAGAGGGACAUGUGUACGCUCUAUGCGUGCGAAGAACAAUGGGAAUGCCCCCGGGGAUGUACCGACUGCUUCGGAGAUCGAUGCCUUAACAUCAAUGCACCUUAAUAUAGAUGCAUCGAUGUUAUCUGAGAUGGCGUGUAAAGGUAGCUAAAGGUGUUUGUAUGGAAGAUAUUGUACAGGUUUUGUUUUUGUAAAGGGUGCAAGGCGUUGGUGGAGCUAUUGGCGUUGGGAACAGGUCGUCUGUUAUUGAUCUUCGAGUUCAUCUCUGUCCAAUCCAGU
This is a messenger RNA of Amorphotheca resinae ATCC 22711, 1066 nucleotides long. RefSeq lists its product as hypothetical. Lineage: Eukaryota; Fungi; Ascomycota; Leotiomycetes; Helotiales; Amorphothecaceae. The transcript is spliced from 2 exons. Bases 284 to 892 code for a protein of 202 amino acids. The record is from RefSeq and is a predicted model, not a curated record.